UUGGAUUACAAUUCAUCCACUUCGCACUUCGGAAGCUUAGUGAUAUUUUUAUUUCUAAAUUCGGCACUCAAAAUGCAUACGGAUGUAAUUGAAAUGAAAGAAGAGCGAUCAAUUGAGCUGACAUGUAGAUUAUGCUUGACUGAACGUGAACACUAUCAGCCCAUAUUUGAGGAUACUAGUCCAUCAAUGGUAGAAUGGAUUCGUGAUCUCACGUCAUUGGAGGUCGUCCAAAUCCCCAACACACCAGCCUCACUAUGCUUGGAAUGUGUAGGAAUCCUAAAGAAUUUCGAAUCAUUCCGAGCAACCUGUCUGUCUAACGAUAAAUUGUUCGUCGAACUAUUUCUUCAAAAAGAGAUCGUUGAAAUAUUGGACAACCCAGAAGAAAACGAAGCACAAACUCGCGAAAAGGAAUGCUUGGAAAAAGAAAUUGAAGAUAUUCAUGAGGGAAAUCAGGAACAAAUUCUACGUUACGAAAAUCACAAUAUUGCAAUAGAUAUAGUAGAACAUGACGCUCAAACUGACGAGCCGGAUGAAUAUGAAGUAUAUAAUUUGGAUACAGCAACCGAGUCAAAUCGUGAUGGCACAAAUAAAGUUCGGAAACCCAAAAAAUGUAUGUCUCAGUUGGAACCAGUAGCUGCUGACGGUAUUAGCAAAAAAUUAUGUACAAUCUGCAACAAAUUUGUAAACCGAUUGACUCAACAUCAGUUGAUACACAACGAAAUAAGGCCCUUUCAAUGCGAAUAUUGUUCCAAAGGAUUCAACCAGAUGUGCAACCUCAAAAAACACAUACGAAUGCACACCAAAGAGAAACCGUAUCUCUGCAGUUGGUGCGACAAAGGAUUUACGAAUUCGACCGAGUUGAAAGUACACACUAGAAGCCACACACAAGAGAAACCAUUCAAAUGUAAAGACUGCGGUAAAUCGUUCGUCACAUCCGGCCAUUUGGUGCGGCAUGCGCGAUCUCACAGCGGUUUAAAACCAUACUCAUGCGAUGUGUGCCAAGCAAAAUUUUCAACAUCUAGCCAUUUGGUACGCCACAAACGGCUUCACUCGAUGGAAUAUCCUUACAGCUGUUCCGUAUGUGAUGAACGGUUUAUGAGGACUGAAUAUCUGAAGGCUCACAGGUGUAAGCUGUUGAAAAAUCAUGUAAGGAAAUAAAUAACAUAACUGACCA
This is a messenger RNA of Ochlerotatus camptorhynchus, 1174 nucleotides long. Its product is annotated as zinc finger protein 184-like. The coding region runs from base 73 to 1158 and encodes 361 amino acids. The record is from RefSeq and is a predicted model, not a curated record. Gene Ontology annotation, cellular component: nucleus; nucleoplasm. The transcript has 2 exons. Gene Ontology annotation, biological process: regulation of transcription by RNA polymerase II. Lineage: Eukaryota; Metazoa; Arthropoda; Insecta; Diptera; Culicidae. Gene Ontology annotation, molecular function: DNA-binding transcription repressor activity, RNA polymerase II-specific; RNA polymerase II cis-regulatory region sequence-specific DNA binding; zinc ion binding.